Messenger RNA from Tachyglossus aculeatus (Australian echidna), 2781 nucleotides. It is a transcript of the gene SLC24A2, whose product is annotated as solute carrier family 24 member 2. The transcript has 12 exons. Lineage: Eukaryota; Metazoa; Chordata; Mammalia; Monotremata; Tachyglossidae. The record is from RefSeq and is a predicted model, not a curated record. Gene Ontology annotation, cellular component: membrane. Gene Ontology annotation, biological process: intracellular calcium ion homeostasis; long-term synaptic depression; calcium ion transmembrane transport. Gene Ontology annotation, molecular function: calcium channel activity; calcium, potassium:sodium antiporter activity. The coding region runs from base 225 to 2306 and encodes 693 amino acids.
GGGAGGGAAAGCAGGAGAGCGCUUUCCUCAUGCAGCCGCCUCCCGCUCCUGCAGAAGCUCCCGGCAUAAACGAAGAACAUACUUCAUUUGAAGCAUAGAAGCACUUAAUUGUGGAAGAUCAUCAAAAAAACACCUUUAACUUUAAAAAACAAGAAAAAAGUAUGAAAAAAAGAUCUUGUUGACUCUAAAGUUUGAAACUCAUCACAUUCAACGAAAAGUACAGAAUGGAUCUGCAUCAAACCACUGCCCCCCGAUUUCUUGAAGAAUGGUGUUUGGAUGAAUCACUGUUUGCCUACAGAAGGCAUCAGAAUGUCAGAAAAAAACUGAGACCAAUACGAAUCCUAGGGCUCUUUGUGAGCAUAGUGGCCAUUAGCACUUUUUCACUUUCAAUUAGUGCCUUUUUCCAAACAGAGACCCACAGCACUGACCCGGCCGAUGGAUUAGGUAGUCAGAUGCCAAUGCAUGCACAUCAUCAGAGAACUCUAUUAGAUUUAAAGAACAUAAACGCUCUCCAAAGCCACACUCCAAAGCCACAUGAACAUGAGAACACAACAGAGCACACUAAGGGAGAGUACCCAAAAGACCUCUUUUCUCUUCAGGAGCGAAGAAGGGGUGCAAUAAUCCUCCAUGUCUUUGGGAUGAUUUACAUGUUCAUAGCCUUAGCCAUUGUCUGUGAUGAGUUCUUUGUCCCUUCUUUGACAGUCAUCACGGAAAAACUGGCCAUUUCUGAUGAUGUGGCCGGGGCAACCUUCAUGGCUGCCGGAGGCUCAGCCCCAGAACUUUUCACAUCUCUGAUUGGAGUGUUUAUAGCUCACAGUAAUGUCGGCAUUGGCACAAUAGUAGGCUCUGCCGUAUUCAAUAUCCUGUUUGUUAUUGGAAUGUGUGCUUUAUUUUCUAGAGAGGUCCUAAACCUUACCUGGUGGCCACUCUUUAGAGAUGUGUCAUUUUAUAUCAUAGACUUGAUUAUGCUAAUCGUCUUUUUUCUGGAUAAUCUCAUCAUGUGGUGGGAAAGCUUGAUCCUAUUAACAGCUUAUUUUUGCUAUGUGACUUUCAUGAAGUUCAAUGUUCAAGUGGAAAGAUGUGUCAAACAACUGAUUAACAGAAACAAAGUCGUGGAAGUCGCUGCAUCUGAGGCGGAAGCAAAGUCCUCUACUGCCAGGGACAAGGAUGAGCAAACCCUAACGACUAAACCACGUCUCCAGCGAGGUGGAAGCUCUGCUUCCCUACACAACAGUCUGAUGAGGAACAGCAUCUUCCAACUCAUGAUUCACACCCUUGACCCACUUGCUGAAGAGCUUGGAUCAUAUGGAAAACUAAAAUAUUAUGACACAAUGACUGAAGAAGGACGAUUCAGAGAAAAGGCAUCUAUCCUCCACAAGAUUGCCAAGAAGAAGUGCCAGGUGGAAGAGAAUGAAAUGCAAAAUGGGGCUGCCAAUCAUGUGGAUCUGGAAAUCCUGGGGCUGGGCCAGGACUCCUGCGCCUCUGAUGGGUCCAGGGCAACCAACAGAACACGGUCCACCAUUAAUCAAUCCAUCAAUGAAAAAAUUGAACUUCCCAACAGUACAAAUAUGGAGCUUGAAGUUACGCUGCCCAGUGAAGGUUCAGGACCUGUGCAAAAUGGAAAUAUUUCCCAUGGCAUUGAAUCGGCAGAGACACAGACUUCAGAUGCUGGUGAAGAAGAUGAAGACCAACCACUCAGCCUGGCCUGGCCUACCACUACCCGCAAACAGAUAACAUUCCUUAUAGUUUUCCCAAUUGUGUUUCCAUUGUGGAUUACCCUGCCAGAUGUUCGAAAAACUUCAUCAAGGAAGUUUUUUCCUAUCUCAUUCUUCGGAUCCAUCACCUGGAUAGCCAUUUUCUCAUACUUGAUGGUCUGGUGGGCACAUCAGGUUGGAGAGACAAUCGGCAUUAGUGAAGAGAUAAUGGGGCUGACCAUUUUAGCUGCUGGGACCUCUAUCCCUGAUCUCAUUACCAGUGUCAUUGUAGCCCGGAAAGGUCUGGGAGACAUGGCGGUGUCCAGCUCUGUCGGUAGCAACAUCUUUGACAUUACAGUGGGCCUCCCGUUGCCCUGGCUCUUGUUUACCAUCAUUAAUAACUUCAAACCCGUGGCAGUCAGUAGCAAUGGUCUCUUCUGCGCCAUUGUUCUUCUCUUCAUCAUGCUGCUUUUCGUCAUCAUCUCAAUUGCUGUGUGCAGGUGGAGGAUGAACAAAUUAUUGGGCUUUACCAUGUUUGGCCUCUACUUCGUAUUCCUGGUGAUCAGUGUCCUCCUGGAGGACAGAAUUAUUGUGUGCCCUAUCUCCAUCUAAUGGGGGGAGAAAGUCAUUUAUUGAAUGAAAAUGUAGGCAGCAGUGAAUGGUCCACAUUCCCUCCACUUCCCGUCUCUCACCCUAAUUACCUUCUACCCCAUAAGAAGAGGUAACAUGUACGCUGCCCUCUCUUUAUCCCCAUGGCUUGUGGAAGAAAAGCUUGAUUCAUAGUUGGCAAAAUAGUUCACAUUCUGCAGUCACUACAUAAAAGAGGCAAGAUUAGCUACUAAACAGCUUCCCCUCCUUUGUAUCUUGCUCCUCACAGUUCAUAUUCCUCUCUGGUCAGAGGUACAUACGCUAUAAUGAUACGAGUUAUGAUGUAGACUAUGUAUAUCAUUUGUUUCUAUGUGCCUCUAUAUAUACAUAUAUUACUAUAUACCUGUAUACAGACACAAAGAGAGCAAACUAUAAAUAUAUAUGUGUGUGUGUGUGUGUGCGUGUGUGUGUGUGUGUGUGUGUCAUUGCAGGAGUAGCU